Molecule: messenger RNA, 1380 nt
Organism: Striga hermonthica
Lineage: Eukaryota; Viridiplantae; Streptophyta; Magnoliopsida; Lamiales; Orobanchaceae
Source: the annotation of a GenBank genome assembly
AUGGAGUCCUUACCAAACCCCUCUGAAACUUCCGAGGAAAUGCAGCCGGACCAACAACAAGAAUCCCUGAACCAGAACUCCCCUUCUCUCCUCCCCGCCGCCUCCAUCUCACUCUCUCUCUCCACCCUCCUUCCCUCCCGUCUCCUACCUACCAAGCGGCUCCCAACCCCGCCGAACAAGGUCAAAAUCCCAUCCCAGAUCUCCUCCAUCUCCCGAUACUCCCUCUCCUCCGCCCUCUGCCCGGCGAGGCUCCUCCUCACCCUCAAGCCCACCGCCGCGUCGCCCAGCCUCCUGCAGACCCCCCUCCCGCUCAACCCCCUCCGCCCAUCCAACCCCUCCGGCGCCGGCCCCCUCCGCCGCGCCUCGGUCGUCUGGUUCCGCAACGACCUCCGCGUCCACGACAACGAGUGUCUCUCCGCCGCCAACGACGACUCACUCUCCGUCCUGCCCGUCUACUGCUUCGACCCGCGUGACUACGGCAAGUCCUCGUCCGGGUUCGACAAGACCGGGCCCUACCGGGCCACGUUCCUGAUCGAGUCCGUCUCAGAUCUGAGGAAGAACCUCCAGGACCGCGGGUCGGAUCUCGUGGUUAGGAUCGGGCGGCCCGAAAGCGUCCUGCUGGAGGUGGUUAAGGCGGUCGGGGCGGAGGCUGUUUACAUGCACAGAGAGGUCUCGCACGACGAGGUGAAGGCGGAGGAGAAGAUUGAGGAGGUCAUGAAGGAUGAGGGGGUUGAGGUGAAGUACUUCUGGGGAAGCACAUUGUACCACAUGGAGGAUUUGCCGUUUGAAUUAGCAGAUAUGCCGACAAAUUAUGGCGGAUUUAAAGAGAAGGUGAAGAGUUUGGAGGUUCGCAAGACGAUCGAGGCUUUGGAUAAAUUGAAAGGUUUACCGAAGAAAGGAGAUAUCGAGCCCGGAGAAGUUCCAUCGUUGGUCGAUUUGGGGCUUAAUCCAAACGCCACAAUGGGGCAGAACGGUAACGCAGCUGCUAAUGCAUCUCUUGUGGGUGGAGAGACUGAAGCCUUGCAGAGGCUAAGAAAUUUUUCUGCUGAAUGCAAGACCAAACCAAACAAUGGUAUCAAGGAUGGAGCCAAAGAUAGCAUUUAUGGUGCAAACUUUUCCUGCAAAAUAUCGCCAUGGCUUGCCAUGGGAUGCCUUUCCCCUCGCUCCAUGUUUGACGAGAUCAAGAAGUCAGCUUCAAGCAUGAUGUCUGGUGCUUCUAAUACGAAAAAUGGUGCAGCCAGCUCAAAUGAUACCGGGAUGAACUGGUUAAUGUAUGAGCUCCUGUGGAGGGAUUUUUUCAGAUUCAUCACAAGGAAAUACAGUUCGGCCAAACAACAUAAUCACGCCCCAGUAACAGCUUGUACAGGUGUCGCUGCCUGA